This is a messenger RNA of Scleropages formosus (Asian bonytongue), 4188 nucleotides long. RefSeq names its product inter-alpha-trypsin inhibitor heavy chain family member 6 (gene itih6). The transcript is spliced from 16 exons. Gene Ontology annotation, molecular function: serine-type endopeptidase inhibitor activity. Lineage: Eukaryota; Metazoa; Chordata; Actinopteri; Osteoglossiformes; Osteoglossidae. The record is from RefSeq and is a predicted model, not a curated record. Bases 154 to 3873 code for a protein of 1239 amino acids. Gene Ontology annotation, biological process: hyaluronan metabolic process.
UUAACUUCGUCCAAAAAUCCACUACUUUUUGGUUCUCACUUGAACGUUUCCAGCUGAGGCGAGAGGGAGGAGCGAGGAGGUCCCUCUUUCUUGUUUUUAUUCCCCCCCCCCCUCCGCCACUCUUAAUGACAGCGUAACAGCGCACUGCCUCACAUGCGCACGGAUGCGCGCGCGCGGGUUGGGAGGAGACGUCGCGAGCGCUUCACUCGAUCACUGCUGCACAUGGAGGCGCGGGGCACGACGGCGUCUCGAUGCUGCGCGCUGCUGUGCGUCGCCGCGGCGCUCCUCGCGUCGGCGCGCGUGGCUCAUUCUGGAGAGUACGGGGCGCGCGCGCUCCCCCGGGGCGGCGGACUCGUCCAGCAGAGGCUGAAACGUCAGAGCACUUCUGCAAGGCCAGAGCUGAAGGUGACCGAAUUCCACGUGCGCUCUUCAGUGGUGUCUCGCUACGCCCGCACCACUGUGCACAGUUCUGUGUGGAACCAGCUGCCCGUGACCAAGGAGGCCGUCUUUGAGGUGGACCUGCCAUCAACAGCCUUCAUUUCCAACUUCUCCAUCACCUCCAACGACAGGCUGUAUGUUGCCCAGGUGCAAGAAAGGGCCACCGCCAAAAAGAUCUAUGAUGAAGCCAAACGGAAGGGAAAGACAGCUGGGAUAGUGUCCACCAAGGAGCGGGAGGUAGAGAAGUUCCGGGUGUCAGUGAGCGUACCGUCAGGGACUCGCAUGUCCUUCACCCUGUCCUACGAGGAGCUGCUGCAGCGACGUUUGGGGCGCUACGAGCUGAUGCUGGGGCUGCGUCCGGGGCAGCCUGUCCAGAACCUCACUCUGGAGGUCACAGUCGCCGAGAGGACAGGCCUAAGCUUCUUCCGAGUGCUCCCUCUGCGGACCAGCCGACUACUUUCCAACACCGUCCGUGGUGGUGCUGAGCCUCCCCCUUCCACAGUCAUCCAGCAGACGCCCAACUGUGGUCAUGUACGCUACAGUCCAACCUGGCAGCAACAGACCAGCUUCUCUCCCAAGGGCCUCAAUGCAGACUUCAUCCUGCAGUAUGACGUGAAACUUACUGACCUCAUAGGAGAUGUCCAGAUCUAUGAUGGCUACUUCGUGCAUUACUUUGCACCCAGGGGACUUCCAGUUGUUCCCAAGGAUGUCAUUUUUGUUAUUGACAUCAGUGGCUCCAUGAUUGGCACCAAAAUCAUGCAGACAAAACAGGCGAUGGCGACAAUCCUUGGUGACUUGCGGGAGGGUGAUCACUUCAACAUCAUCACAUUCUCUGACAAGGUUCACAUCUGGAAGGAGGACAGAACUGUGAGGGCAACUCGACAGAACGUGCGAGAGGCACAGGACUUUGUUAAGAAGAUCACUGCUACUGGCUGGACAAACAUUAAUUCUGCCCUGCUCUCAGCUGCUCAGCUGGUGAACCCGACCACAUCGAGUCCAAAUCGCACCUCGGGAGACCAGCGGAUCCCUCUGGUGAUUUUUCUGACUGAUGGUGAGGCUACAGCUGGCGUGACAGCGGGAGAAGCCAUACUUCGCAAUGCCCGGAAUGCCUUGGGUUCGGCAUCGUUAUUUGGCUUAGCUUUUGGGGACGAUGCGGAUUUCCCCCUGCUCCGGCGACUUUCUCUGGAGAACCGUGGUGUGGCUAGAAUGGUGUACGAAGAUGCCGAUGCUGCCUUGCAGCUCAAGGGCUUCUAUGAUGAGGUGGCCAGUCCUCUGUUGUCUGAUAUACAGCUCUCAUAUCUCGAUGACCAGGCCUUUGAUGUUACACGUGCGCUCUUCCCCAACUAUUUCCAGGGAUCUGAGCUUGUGGUGGCUGGACGAGUAAAGCCUGGGGUGAGGGACCUCAAAGUCUCCCUCACCGCCACUGACUCAAAACAGAAGCUGAAACUGGAGAAUGAUGUGUCCACUUUUGUUCCGGAGGCUAAUGGAACCACAUCAUCUUUGGGCUGUGUGGGUGAAGUGCAGGGUAUUUCGAAUUUUGUGCGUCGUCUUUGGGCCUAUUUUACCAUCAGAGAGCUGCUGCAGGCAAAACUGAACAGCAGUGACCCGGCCACUCAGCGCCUCCUGGGCGAGAAGGCGACCAAUCUUUCUCUGAAGUACAACUUUGUCACCCCUGUUACCUCGCUGGUUGUAGUCAAGCCAGAUAUUGAUGAAACGGCCCCUAAUUCUACAAGUGGUUCAACCUCUACAACUACAGCUUCCACCACCAUCAGCACCACCACAACCUCCACCACUAGUGCACCUGAUACAUUUUCAAGCAUGGCACCACAACCACAUACCCCACUCCUGGUCUCCAAGACAGCUUCUUCCAGCAUUCCUGGCACCAAAAAACCCAGCUCCAGCUCCAGCCCAAGGACAAGUAAACCCAAAGUAGACCCUGCCAACAAGCUCCAUUCCUCUGAACUACACAGUACAAGUCGCCCUGUUCAGACUAUUCCUUCUGGAAAGGCCUCAGUUCCGUCCAGCCGUGAAAGAACAGCAGCCACACCACAGUCUAAGAAAAUCCCAGUCCAGAAACCUGCUUCUGCUAAAACUGCAACCACCCCCUACUCUACCACAGCUCCAAGCUCUGCAAAAACAGUGUUCACAGCUCACCCUGGUAAGGCUUCAGACUCUUCCUCUGAAGCUCAAAAUGACACCACCCCAGACACCACAGAUCACCAUCACCUGCACCUCACGACUCUCUUCUCCGGGCUUCUGUCUGUACCACCCACAAUACCACCUGUACCUGCCACUGACUCUGGUGUUGAUAUUGAAGUUGCUACCCUAGCUGCUGCUACCUUUGCACCCAUGCCAGGGGUCACGGAUGCUCGGAAGCCAUCGGAAGCCUCUGGGUUGCUGGAUGUGUCUUCUGCCAUUCAGGUUAUUAGGAAAGGUGUUGAUACUGUUGUCAAGGAUCUCCUAACAGAUACAUACGAUUAUCAGAUUGUACACGGUAAGCUCUUAGAAGACUUAAUAGGCCUGUUUUCCAUCAUGGUCAGAUUGGUCAUUCGUGGUAUAUGUACAAGUCCUUUCGCGUUAGUCCAACACAGAUGUGAAUUAAGGGCCAACAGGGGCUCCAUGAUGGGCCAAGGUCGUUCACUGCUACUUGUGCUUUCAGCCAGUGCCUCCAGUCAGACUGCUCAGAGACUCUUCUCGACCUCCGUGGAUGGAGACCCUCACUUUAUCGUGUGGCUCCCCAAGCUGAAGCAGAACCUCUGCUUCACCAUCGACGGCAAAGCCGAUGACGUGCUGCGGCUGCUGGAAGACCCCGUCAAAGGCAUCAUAGUUGACGGACGUUUGAUGUGGGCCCCUUCCAAACAUGGCUUUGAGAGCCAGACUCGAACGUACUUCGACCGGCUCACCAUUUCUUCACCGGGGGGUUUGGUUGUCACGGUUACAAUGGACGUGGUGAUGCUGCAGGGAGAGGGACAGGAGAUGCUCACCACCAAUCGACCGGGUUCGGUGGUGAGACAGGGCAUGAGUGUCACAGUGGACGACCACCUGCGCUGCUGGCUGGAGCUGGGGCAGGGUCUACGCUUCUUGGUGCUCUUCCACCACUACAAACACCCUGACUACCUGCAGAAACCGCACCUGGGACUCUAUGUUGUGGACGGCGAGGGCCUCUCCAUACAGACACAAGGGUUGCUGGGCCAGUUCCAGCAUGCAGAUGUGGAGUUGAUCAGGGCCAAAGAUCUCCAGAGCACUGAUGCAGGGCAUCUCGCUGAAGCGGUCUUGAGGAAGGGAGCAACAAAAGUCCCCGUCAGCCUCCAAGCUAAGAACAUAAAGGACGCGCCGGGGAGGCGACACCCAGACAAGUGCUGGGUGGUGGCCAAAGGGGAUGUGGAGAAGCUUCUCGGCCAUCCAUACCAGAGCUAUGUGGUGAACCACUUCUGAAUCCCCCUUUACUUUCAAGCCCAGUAACCCAUUACACAUCACUAGAAGGUGAUAAAGACGUGCUUUUUGUAGAGGGUUUGAAAAAUAUUCUGGUUAACAGGCUCAUGUUCAGCCAAACUAAGCCUGGUGAUAGGCCACUGUACCCUGCCCUUUAAAUAAGGUAAUCCUUUAAAUUCUAAAUUCUUCGAAAGGUAAUUAUUUCAAAAGGUCAGGUUCUCAUCUGUCUGUAAUUUAUAAUAAAUUACACAACUAAAUGCUGACCAACACAUCAACAUAUUUUUGCAUUUUACAUGUUAGGUGUCAAUGGAUCAAAUA